Messenger RNA from Austrofundulus limnaeus, 296 nucleotides. RefSeq names its product phosphatidylinositol 4-phosphate 5-kinase type-1 alpha. Gene Ontology annotation, molecular function: 1-phosphatidylinositol-4-phosphate 5-kinase activity. Gene Ontology annotation, cellular component: plasma membrane. Gene Ontology annotation, biological process: phosphatidylinositol phosphate biosynthetic process. Lineage: Eukaryota; Metazoa; Chordata; Actinopteri; Cyprinodontiformes; Rivulidae. The record is from RefSeq and is a predicted model, not a curated record.
GUGUCCAGUUAGACAAACCAGACCUGGUUCCUAGAACACCUCCACCAGUUGGUAACCCUGCUGAGGGUGAGGGCCACCUGUCCACCUCACCACUGGGCAGCACAGGAGUUUCCUCCUCCUCUCCUCCACUACGGUCUGUUGGAGUGGAGGUCCACAAAUCUGCAAACACAGACCACGACCAGGGAACCUCUCAUAGUCUGGGAGCUGAAGGGUCGGCUGAUAAUCCAGGCAGUCUGUGUGGAAAUGAAGACGUAGUUUCUCUGACUGACAUCAUCCCAGAGACUAACCUCUAAUGU